Saccharomyces paradoxus is the source of this 1176-nucleotide messenger RNA. It is a transcript of the gene GPD1, whose product is annotated as glycerol-3-phosphate dehydrogenase (NAD(+)) GPD1. The record is from RefSeq and is a predicted model, not a curated record. Gene Ontology annotation, cellular component: glycerol-3-phosphate dehydrogenase (FAD) complex; cytosol; nucleus. Lineage: Eukaryota; Fungi; Ascomycota; Saccharomycetes; Saccharomycetales; Saccharomycetaceae. Bases 1 to 1176 code for a protein of 391 amino acids. Gene Ontology annotation, biological process: glycerol-3-phosphate catabolic process; carbohydrate metabolic process. The transcript has a single exon. Gene Ontology annotation, molecular function: protein homodimerization activity; glycerol-3-phosphate dehydrogenase [NAD(P)+] activity; NAD binding.
AUGUCUGCUGCUGCUGAUAGAUUAAACUUAACUUCCGGCCACUUGAAUGCCGGUAGAAAGAGAAGCUCCUCUUCUGUCUCUUUGAAGGCCGCUGAAAAGCCAUUCAAGGUUACCGUUAUUGGAUCCGGUAACUGGGGUACUACCAUUGCCAAGGUUGUUGCCGAAAACUGUCAAGGAUACCCAGAGGUUUUCGCCCCAACAGUACAAAUGUGGGUGUUCGAAGAAGAAAUCAAUGGUGAAAAAUUGACUGAAAUUAUAAAUACUAGACAUCAAAACGUCAAAUACUUGCCUGGCAUCACUCUACCCGACAAUUUGGUUGCCAACCCAGACUUGAUUGAUUCUGUCAAGGAUGUCGACAUCAUUGUCUUCAACAUUCCACAUCAAUUUUUGCCACGUAUCUGUAGCCAAUUGAAAGGCCACGUUGACUCUCACGUCAGAGCUAUUUCCUGUUUGAAGGGUUUUGAAGUUGGUGCUAAGGGUGUCCAAUUAUUAUCCUCUUAUAUUACUGAGGAACUAGGUAUUCAAUGUGGUGCUCUAUCCGGUGCUAACAUUGCCACCGAGGUCGCUCAAGAGCACUGGUCUGAAACCACCGUCGCCUACCACAUUCCAAAGGAUUUCAGAGGCGAAGGUAAAGAUGUCGACCAUAAAGUUCUGAAGGCCUUGUUCCAUAGACCUUACUUCCACGUCAGUGUCAUCGAAGAUGUUGCUGGUAUCUCCAUCUGUGGUGCUUUGAAGAACGUUGUCGCCCUAGGCUGUGGUUUCGUCGAAGGUCUAGGUUGGGGGAACAACGCCUCUGCCGCCAUCCAAAGAGUCGGUUUGGGUGAAAUCAUCAGAUUCGGCCAAAUGUUUUUCCCAGAAUCUAGAGAAGAAACAUACUACCAAGAGUCUGCUGGUGUUGCUGACUUGAUCACCACCUGCGCUGGUGGUAGAAACGUCAAGGUUGCUAGACUAAUGGCUACUUCUGGUAAGGACGCCUGGGAAUGUGAAAAGGAAUUGUUGAACGGUCAAUCUGCUCAAGGUUUGAUUACCUGUAAAGAAGUCCACGAAUGGUUGGAGACAUGUGGCUCUGUUGAAGAUUUCCCAUUAUUUGAAGCCGUAUACCAAAUUGUUUACAACAAUUACCCAAUGAAGAACCUUCCGGACAUGAUUGAAGAAUUAGAUCUACAUGAAGAUUAG